AUGGAUAAUGGGGGCCAAGAGACGUCCGAUCUGGGCCGGAUCACCUUUGAGGACGUGGCGGUUUAUUUCUCGGAGGGCGAGUGGUCAUCUCUGAGCCGAUGGCAGAAGGACCUUUACAGGACUGUGAUGAAGGACAAUUACGAGAUCGUCUCAUCGCUGGGUUUCUCGGCCGCCGGCUCGGACAGCCACCUCGGGAUGGGACGGGAACACAAAGCACCGGUCCAUACGAAAGAAGAAGCCACCCCCCGCCAGCACGAUGCUGUGGCUUUUGUACGGGACGCAGCCGAGGCACCGAGACCCAGGGGUUUCAAAGCGGAGCGAGCAUCUGAAGGGGGCGGCGGGUUCAAGAGCGGACGGGCCGCUGUUCAGCUGGGUUCUCGGGGCAAAGUAAAGCUGUUAUCGAGCAGACCCACGAAUCAUGAAGCCUGUCCCGGGGGAAGCUCGCACCAUUCUCAGCUUCGAGGAGCCCGUUUGGGAGCCGUGACCGAGGAGGACCGGCUCCCAAAGCCGCGCAAGAAGAACGCAAGGCGGCCUUCAUCAGCGUUUCACUCGAGGUACAAGAGGCAGAACGCUCAUAUUCCUGGCGCGAUAUUCCCCUGCGGCGUCUGCAAGAAAACCUUCGUUAAUGUCUACCGUUUGAAGGCCCACUCCAGGGUGCAUACUGGCGUGAAGCCGCACGUGUGCAGAGACUGCGGGAAGGGCUACUCCCGAGCGGACUACCUGCGGGCGCAUCGUGUCGUCCAUUCUGGAGAACAGCCUUUCCAGUGUCCCGAAUGUGAGAAAAGCUUCAGCGAGAAAAAGAUCCUCCGCAAACACCAGAAAGCCCACCAUCCAAAGCCGGAUCUAAACGGGGACCCUACGUUCGGAGAGGACCCCUCUGGAAAUCCGUCGAAGCCCAUCCCUAAAAAGAAGUACUUGUGCACCGUGUGCGACAAGAGCUUCACCAAGUCGUACAAUCUGAAGGUCCAUCAGAGGAUCCACACCGGCGAGAAGCCUUAUCAGUGCCCAAAGUGUGACAAGUGCUUCUCCCAGAACAUCAGGCUGAAGAUCCACAAGACCACCCAUGAGGAGUGGGCGCACGAGGCGAGCCGCUUCAAGAGGGCAAAGCCCACCGCGCCGCUGGAGAAGCUCCAUAAGUGUAACGUGUGUGAGAAGAGCUUCAGCAAAUCCUAUAGCCUUAAGGUCCACCUGAGGAUCCACACCGGGGAGAAGCCGUAUCAGUGCGGCGAAUGCCACAAAAGCUUCUCUAAGAACAACCUGCUUACCGUCCACAAGAGGAUCCACAGCGGGGAGAAGCCCUACCAGUGCAUGGAGUGCCACAAGAGCUUCAGCGUCAUCUCCCAUCUGCGAGUCCACAAAAGGACACACACCGGGGAACGUCCGUACAGGUGCUCCGAGUGCGCCAAGAGCUUCAGCGACUACUCCUCCAUGGUCCGGCACCAGAGGAUACACACGGGCGCCAAGCCGUACCAAUGCAACGUGUGCCAGAAGAGCUUCAGAGAGAAGUCUCACCUCACCGUCCACAAGAGAACGCACACAGGAGAGCGUCCGUAUAAGUGUGCCCAAUGCGACAAGACCUUCAGCGACUGCUCGUCUUUCGUGGAGCACCGCAGGAAUCACACCGGCGCCCGGCCCUACCAGUGCGAGACUUGCCACAAGAGCUUCGCCAAAGCUUACACCCUGAAGAUCCACCGCCGGGUCCACACCGGGGAGAGGCCCUAUAAAUGCGGCCGGUGCCCCCGGAGCUUCACGCUCGGCUACCAGCUCAAGGUCCACCAACGAACACACGACAGGAGCCCGGCGAUGGCCGCCGGCACGGAAAUCGCCACGGAAACGAUCACGAUAGAAUAGCCAAGAGUUCAGCUGAGACAAUUUCAUUAUAAAUGGGAAUCUAGAGACCGGA
Spea bombifrons (plains spadefoot toad) is the source of this 1903-nucleotide messenger RNA. Its product is annotated as zinc finger protein 436-like. Gene Ontology annotation, molecular function: DNA-binding transcription repressor activity, RNA polymerase II-specific. Lineage: Eukaryota; Metazoa; Chordata; Amphibia; Anura; Pelobatidae. Gene Ontology annotation, biological process: negative regulation of transcription by RNA polymerase II. The transcript is spliced from 4 exons. The record is from RefSeq and is a predicted model, not a curated record. Bases 1 to 1851 code for a protein of 616 amino acids.